AAGCUACGGCUGAUAAAAAAGGCCUAAAACAAACCAGAAAGAAAAGCAAGAAAAUGGCAGCGCCACCUCUCGGCCUCGCACGUCGCGUCGCCGCCCCGGCCGCAGCGCACUCCUCCUCCCGUUCCCGACAAUUGCGUCCUCGCCUACUCCCUUCGAAGAGGUGGAGUGGGGUGGUGAGGAUGGGGGCGGCAGUUGGGGGUGGGCAGGAGGGCGAGGAGGAAGAGACGAGGCAGGCCAAGGAGAUGGCCGCCGCCAGGAGGCGUUGGGAGACGCUGAUCAGAGAGGAGAAAAUUAAGACCCUUACACCCAGGGAAGCUGGCUACACAUUCAAACUGACGGACAAGGUCCUUCUUGAUGUUAGGCCCUCAAAUGAGCGUCAAAAGGCUUGGGUCAAAGGUUCUACCUGGAUUCCUGUAUUUGAUCUGGAUACGUCGUCUGAUUUGAGUGGUCUCGGCAAGAAAGCAUUCAGCUUUAUUGUGGGUGGCUGGUGGAGUGGCAGCUCAACAAUGUCAUUCAAUAAGAACUUUGUACAACAGGUUGAGGAGAAGUUCUCAAAAGAUACAGAUGUUAUCCUAGUGUGCCAGAAGGGAUUGAGAUCAAUCGCUGCAGCCGAGCAACUUUACAAUGCUGGUUUCGAAAAUUUGUUCUGGGUACAAGGAGGACUGGAAGCUGCCGAAGAGGAGGACUUUGAGCGGGAAGGUUCCCAGCCUUUCAAACUUGCUGGUAUUGGCGGGGUUUCUGAAUUUUUUGGCUGGACGGAUCAGCAACGAGCAUACGCUGCAAAGGAAGGAUGGAGCUAUCGGCUGCUCUUCACAGGCCGAUUGGUUGGAGCAAUUGUGCUACUCGAUGCUUUAUUCGUCGGUGCCCAAAAUAUUGGCCCUCUACUUCAACAAUUGAAGCCUCAUUAACAGAUGGAUGUCAGAGGAAAAUUUUGCGGUGUUUGAGGUAAUUUGGAGGUUGCAUUUCAGCGAUUCAUCUUGAGAUUCUAUGACUGUUUCUCGAGAGAUCCCAAGCAAUUGUAUGAUGAUGCACACAAUGCCAGCCCUCCAAGCCUGUUACUAGCGGAUUGAAUUUUCUUUUUGAUUGUAUCUACUCAUGAAUGUAGGGGUAGGCUUCGUUUGGAAUGCAGAAAUCUUGCAUCCAGAUAUUAUGCAACAUACUUUUUAAGCCAAAGCCAAAUCCUCAUGCAGGUGUGAUUCCAUUGUUUGAUGGAUUCCACCGCUGGAGGAUAAGGUGUUUUUUCUUAUCAAAGGGGAAGGGGAACUCCCCCAGCUUCAUUAAUGAAA
Messenger RNA from Brachypodium distachyon (stiff brome), 1286 nucleotides. RefSeq names its product rhodanese-like domain-containing protein 11, chloroplastic. The coding region runs from base 54 to 908 and encodes 284 amino acids. The transcript is spliced from 10 exons. The record is from RefSeq and is a predicted model, not a curated record. Lineage: Eukaryota; Viridiplantae; Streptophyta; Magnoliopsida; Poales; Poaceae.